CCCCGCCGGCUCCGCCCCGGAGGCCGGCACGCUGGCUCGCUCCCUGCCUGGGAACAUGGCCGAAGUCGGGGAGGACAGCAGCGGGGCGCGGGCUCUGCUGGCGCUGCGCUCGGCGCCCUGCAGCCCCGCCGCGGCGCCCCCUCCCGGGCCGCCGCCCCCGGCCGCGCCGCCCGCCGCCGCCUCCGCCGGCCCGGUGCUGGCGCGGCUGCAGGGCCGCGAGUUCGAGUUCCUCAUGCGGCAGCCGGCCGUCACCAUAGGCCGCAACUCCUCGCAGGGCUCGGUGGACGUCAACAUGGGGCACUCCAGCUUCAUCUCCCGGCGGCACCUGCAGCUCAGCUUCCAGGAGCCGCACUUCUACCUGCGCUGCCUCGGCAAGAACGGCGUCUUCGUGGACGGCGCCUUCCAGCGCCGCGGCGGCCCGGCCCUACAGCUCCCGCCGCAAUGUACUUUCCGAUUCCCUAGCACGGUUAUAAAGAUUCAGUUCACAUCUUUAUACCAUAAAGAGGAAGCAAAAGAGGAAGCCUCAUCGCCUCCCCUUCGGCCACUUUACCCUCAAAUAUCGCCUCUGAAGAUCCACAUCCCGGAGCCGGAUCUCCGGAGCGUGGUCAGUCCCCUCCCAUCCCCCACAGGCACUAUCAGUGUUCCCAACUCUUGCCCAGCCAGUCCACGUGGUGCUGGAUCCUCAGGAUAUCGUUUUGUUCACAACAUUACCUCGGAUCUGCAGCUGGCAGCAGAGUAUGCCGCGAAAGCAGCAUCAGAACAGCAGGCAGAUGCAUCUGGCGGGGACAGCCCAAAGGAUGAGUCCAAGCCACCCUAUUCUUAUGCUCAGCUAAUUGUGCAGGCUAUAUCUUCAGCACAGGACAGGCAAUUAACACUAAGUGGGAUCUAUGCCCACAUUACCAAGCAUUAUCCAUAUUACAGGACUGCUGACAAAGGCUGGCAGAAUUCCAUUCGGCACAACCUUUCCUUGAACCGUUACUUUAUUAAAGUCCCACGCUCCCAGGAGGAGCCUGGAAAAGGCUCCUUUUGGCGAAUUGACCCUGCCUCUGAAGCCAAACUAGUAGAGCAAGCAUUUAGAAAACGAAGGCAGAGAGGAGUGUCCUGCUUCCGAACACCUUUUGGGCCUCUCUCCUCCAGGAGUGCUCCUGCCUCCCCCACUCACCCUGGCCUGCUGUCCCCUCACUCUAGUGGCCUACAGACUCCAGAGUGCCUGUCACGGGAGGGCUCACCCAUUCCACAUGAUCAUGACUUUGGGUCAAAGUUAGCCUCAGUUCCAGAGUAUCGGUAUUCACAGAGUGCACCUGGAUCUCCAGUCAGUGCCCAGCCAGUGAUUAUGGCUGUUCCUCCCCGACCAUCUACUCUGGUGGCAAAACCAGUUGCGUACAUGCCAGCUUCAAUAGUGACUUCUCAACAGCCUUCAUGUCAUGCAAUUCACGUAGUUCAACAAGCUCCUACUGUUACAAUGGUUCGAGUUGUGACCUCCUCUGCAAACUCUGCAAAUGGAUACAUCCUCACAAAUCAGGGCACAGCAGGAGGAGCUCAUGAAGCUGCAGGAGCAGUGUUGGACUUAGCUGGUGACCACCGAGCAGGCAUGGAUGAAAAACCAACGAUCGCCUUUGCCACGAUACCUACAGCCAGCCGUGUUAUUCAGACAGUCGCCAGUCAAAUGGCACAGGGUGUUCCAGGACAGACGGUCACGAUCCUUCAGCAGGCAGCUCCAGUGACCAUUGGACAGCAUCAGCUACCCGUGCGGGCAGUCACUCAGAACGGGAAACAUGCUGUCCCCACCAACAGCAUCACCGGCAGCGCUUAUGCUCUUACAAAUCCAUUGCAGCUUCUUGCAGCCCAGGCCAGCUCGUCCACUCCUGUUGUAGUCAGCCGGGUAUGCGAGACAGGGACCGAAGAGACAGCAGCAACCUCUUCCAGUGAACCUGAAGUCAAAAGACCCCGGAUAGAAGAGUCUGGUGGAGCGGUCCCAGCCCAAACUGGAGUCAUCACGUCUACAGUGCCACAAGGACAGGCAACCAGUGAAUGAAGAACCGGUGGGAGGAGCUGGAGUGAUGCGGGGUGGGCAUGGGAUGGCAGGAGCCCUAAAGCAGCUUUCAAAGAAAACAAACCACAACUAUAACAGCUCAAAACAUAGCAGAUAAAGAGCUCUUUUUAAAGUCAGAUUUUUAAAUGGGAGGACAACAGCUGUUAGAAUCACAAGGUGCCAAAAAGAAUGGAAAAUCCCUCCCAAGAACCCAUAUCUGGAACUCUGUUCUGUCUUUACCUAUGGGAUAUUUUUUCCUUUUUUUUUUUUAAAUAUUCAAAAAAAAAUACAGACAACUGAUUGUAUGACUGCUGGGAUAUUUUUAAUUGUCUUUUCCCCUUUUGGCUCCAAGGGGAUGGGAUUUGCAGUUCAGCAUCUAAAGGAAUGUAACACAAAUACAGUCUGCUCCCUGGAAAGAAAACUCCUCAUUUUCUAUGCCUUAAUACUGUGCUUCUCAGAGCUUUGAACCAUAGGACCAUUUUAAAAAGGCCACCUAAGGCAAUCAAAUGCUGAAAGAUGGGUGCAGUAUCUCACAACAACAACAUUAAAGAAACAUGGUACCAAGCUUAAAGAAAAAGGCAAAUGAUUUUGUUUUUUAAAACAGAAAAAAUCUGAAUAUGAACGAAUGUUUAUUUAUGUGGGGAUUCAGGAGGAAGAGUUACAGGGCUCAGCCACCUGGAUUUCCAGAUGCAAUUUCUCUCCAUUCCCUCUGAGGGAGAAUAGGAUGACAGAGGAACUGUAUUAAUUUGGUUCCUGUAAAGAUAUUAAAAACAAAGGGUUUUGUACCUUCAGUGAUUUCUUACAAUUAUUCAUCCCUUGCUCUGGACAACAGCCAAAGUAUCUUGAUGACUGAGGAUCGCAUGGGGAAGGGUAUCUCCAAAAGGUUCUGUGUGCAUCUGAUUGAUCACAUCCUGUGCUGGAGUACCAGGUUUUGUUCAAAAUAGCACUGUAUGUGAAGACAUUGCCACUCUCUCUGAACUUGAGAAAAUACUGGUUCAUCUUCUGCACUAAAGCAAGUCCGCCUUCACCUCCUGUUGGUAGUGUGGUCCUCAACUAGGUGGACAAUGGUCAGGAGGCCAGGGCUGGGUAGGAGUCUGUCACUGACCCUCUGCCAUGGCUAACAGCAAAGCGCCUGUGUUAUUCUUCUGAGAGGGAAGUUGAGAGCUGGGGUGAGAGGCACCAGAGUUCAUACAGUGUUUAUUACAAAUUCUGUAAGGGUGUAGAGACCAAGGCAAAAGAGACUUUUAUUUUCCA
Gymnogyps californianus (California condor) is the source of this 3286-nucleotide messenger RNA. RefSeq names its product forkhead box K1 (gene FOXK1). The transcript has 9 exons. Lineage: Eukaryota; Metazoa; Chordata; Aves; Accipitriformes; Cathartidae. Gene Ontology annotation, biological process: regulation of transcription by RNA polymerase II. The record is from RefSeq and is a predicted model, not a curated record. Gene Ontology annotation, molecular function: protein binding; DNA-binding transcription factor activity, RNA polymerase II-specific; RNA polymerase II cis-regulatory region sequence-specific DNA binding. The coding region runs from base 56 to 2035 and encodes 659 amino acids.